This is a messenger RNA of Colletotrichum siamense, 1881 nucleotides long. RefSeq lists its product as uncharacterized. The record is from RefSeq and is a predicted model, not a curated record. Lineage: Eukaryota; Fungi; Ascomycota; Sordariomycetes; Glomerellales; Glomerellaceae. The coding region runs from base 1 to 1881 and encodes 626 amino acids. The transcript has a single exon.
AUGUCUCAGAAGUUUUGGCCUCAGAUAGAAAUGGAGGCUCGGCGCUACAGGGCAGGCCGUCGGCUGAAUCUGUAUUCGUACACCCCCGUUGAUCCCCACGGAACCACAAAGUACUUGACGAAUAAUUUGCCGGAUGACCUCACACCUGGUUGGGUCCGAGGCUUUGAUCCGACUAAUCUACCUCCGACUCCGGAUCUUAUCCUUGAAGUCUUCGAGGGCCUGUCCUGUGGCAUCAAGAAGUGCAAUCAGAUCACCGCAUGCAGGAUUGUGAUGAAUCUCGAGAACCACCAUGACCCCAAUGUCCAGGGUCCUCGCGAGGGUCAGCAAUGGCCCGAUCUCGUUGUCUGCAAGGCAUUUGACCCCCCUUUCUACCCAAUCCUGGGGGGUCGUGGUGUGGAUAAGGCAGCGGAGGCGGCGCUCAGCAGAGAGGCUGGGGCCUAUCGAUACCUCUACUCGAACAAGAUGACCGGUUUCCCUCACCCAACACCCGAGUUCUAUGGCACAUAUGUCGCAGUGUUUGACCUUGGAUUUGAAGACGAUAACCUCAUCGACCUUGAACUUGAGGACAAGCACCAAGCCUACAGGUGCGUUCCGGUCAUUCUCAUGGAGCAUGUCGAAGGCUUCUCAAUGGAGAAUCUAAGUACCCGUCAUGACACUACGCAUGAGCUCAUCCCCCGCAACCUGCUCCCCAUCUUUCACUAUGAUGCCAACGGUAGUCCGGUCACCCUUGCACUUCACAAGCAGAACAGAAAGGAGGUCAUGAGACAAGUGCUCGAUGGCUUGGUCAAGAUGUUGCACGUGGGGUUGGAGUUCGGGGCCAUUGAGGCCCGCCAGAUCAUGAUUACCAUCAAAAAUGGCCAACACGACCUGGAGGUGCCCCGAGCGGUGGUUUUGGACUAUACAAUGAGCGAUAUAUGGUGUAUGACGCGUGUCGGCAAAACUGUCGACAGACAUCGUCUCUACGACCUGCAAAAGCUCCCGAAGCCUGUCCACCCGAUGCAGAUUUUUUACUUUGAGGAGCUACAUAGUACCAUCGGAUUUUGGCCUUCGUCGUACUGCUACGAGACGACGAACGAUAAUGAGGCAAGAGAAGCCGAGUGGGCCCGUGACUCCGAAGGGAUUCGCAUCAGGGAUGACAAUGGCCGGCUCCGCCAUAAAUGCGAGGUCGAGUAUGAUGAAUGGCUCGUGGAGACUUUCGGCCCGUUUGAGGAGGGGAGAUACUCCGUCUAUAAGACUUUGUACCUGAUACAAGAGGCAGAGGAGAGGGCGAGAGAGGCAGCGGCGAAGGAGGCAUUCGCGGUGGAGAAGGCGUUACGAGACUGGUUGAGGGACCACGCGAAGGAGGCCGAGGAGGCAGCAGAGUGGGCCGCUGUGAAGGAGAAAUCGAUGGAGCUGGCGAUGGAUGCAGUGGUUGCUGCGGCCAAGAGAGCCUUUAAAGAUGCGCACGCUGAGUGGUACGAGGAGAAAGAGAGGCGGGAGCAGAAGGGUGGACAGAUCGAGGAUGUUGCCAUUGAUGUCACGGACGACGCCACCGCCGAUGAUAAUAACAACGACGACGACGACGACGACGACGACGACUAUGACGAGGACGACAAUGACAACGAGGAUGAGAUCGACUACUUCCGCCAGUUCUUCGGGGCUCAUGAGGAUAGAGAGGCUAGACAGGCUGUGGCAUUUCAAAAAGCGCAAGAGCUUCGCGACCUCAAGGACGCUUUGAGAAAUCUGCGGGCUGAAGAGGCCGGGAGCUCACACGACGUUCCAGACGUUGAGCAGGUUCGAGACGCUCUGAAAGUGGUACGGGCUCGACGACAUCGAGAGGCCAAGGAAGAAAGACCAGUGAAGGGAAGUGUGACACUUGAUCAGCAUAACAGAGAAGCGUGA